AUGUACAAAGCCCACGUCGCCGAGCAAUACGCCAAAAUCUCACCACCCCGUCCUCCCAUCGACCUCGACGCAAUCCGAGCCGCUAAUCCCAAGCUCCAGCCAAAGGAUACGUUCCGUCACGUCAAGUCUACACUUGCCUUUGAUAAGGAGGGACACAGGGCUGUAGCGUUUCCGUGCGAUGGGAUUGAGCAGAAGCAGUGGGAGAAGGAGUAUGAUGAUGGGUUUGAUAGGAGUUGGAAGGUUGAGUAUGAGGGGGUUGAGGGUUUGAGUGAGGCGGCGGUGGAAGAGGGUGGUGCUAUGGAGGUGGACGAUACCGUGGAGAAUGAAGUCAUUGAUCUUACUCAGGAGGAUGAUUCAGAGCCCGUGGCUAAGCCAAGAGCUCAGGUACCGCAACCUUUGGGCAGACGGACGUUUCGACAGAUGAUCAAGGCUGAUAUGAAGGAGCGGACGCAGGGUCUUUAG
Fulvia fulva is the source of this 462-nucleotide messenger RNA. RefSeq lists its product as uncharacterized. NCBI's taxonomy places the organism in Eukaryota, Fungi, Ascomycota, Dothideomycetes, Mycosphaerellales, Mycosphaerellaceae. The transcript has a single exon. The record is from RefSeq and is a predicted model, not a curated record. The coding region runs from base 1 to 462 and encodes 153 amino acids.